This is a messenger RNA of Eucalyptus grandis, 3593 nucleotides long. RefSeq lists its product as uncharacterized. The record is from RefSeq and is a predicted model, not a curated record. The transcript is spliced from 8 exons. Bases 561 to 3233 code for a protein of 890 amino acids. Lineage: Eukaryota; Viridiplantae; Streptophyta; Magnoliopsida; Myrtales; Myrtaceae.
CGCUUUCCAUCGAGCUCUCCUCCCUCUCUCUCUCUCUCUCUCUCCCUCCUUCGGCCUCGCGUGUCGAGAUUGGUCACGCUGAGCCAAUCCGCGAUGCCAAUUCGCGAGGAGCAUUGAAGUCUUCCUCCCCUCCUUCGGGCCGUCUCGAGAUCCCUCCCCCCUCGCCGCUCGCAGCAAACCGUGGUCCUCGGUUUCUCAGGGGGGGAGUCAGCGCUGUCGGUGCUCGCGGGGAGCUCGGCCGCUCGAGGAAGGUCGCGCUCGGGGGCUCUUGGGUCGGCGCAAUUCUUCGCUCUUCGCCCGAAGCAGCUGACCCUGUCCACCGUUCGUCCGAAAAGCUGGAACUUUUUCGGCUCUGUUUUGGUUUUGCAUGGUAAGAUGGGAACUACCCGCGAAGUGAGCGUGACGUGAAGGAAGCGUUGGGCGCUGGUUGAGGCUUGGGAGCGAAUAAAGGCGCGACCUUUGGUUGCUUCUUCCACGAGCGAAGUUGAUGUCGAGCUUUACCCGUUCGAGAGAUUGAACAAUCCGACAGUCAAUAUCCCGCACAAUUCUAACACUUUGCAAUGGCAAAGAAGUCACAAAGGCGGCCCAUGCAGCGUGAGAAAAAUCAGGCAAGCUGUAUGUGGGGUCUGAUUAGAAUAUUGGAUUUUCGUUCCUCUAGGAAGCUGCUAACAGAUCAAAGGAGGCAAAAUUGCCUAGUUGCUGGUGCUGCAAACUCAGUAAAUAAACUUAAAUUGUUAAAAAGUUGCGAUGAAGAUUGUACAGGCACACUGGAUUGUGAAGAAGGAAGGGAAAUGAUUGGCGGAGCUGGAAAGACUAGCGUGAAAACACUCAUAGAAAAAGAAAUGGUCGGUGAAGAUGUGAUGACAGGAGUGAGCGAAACUGGAAUUGAGCGCAAAAGAUCUAGUUUAGUACAGGAGAGUCAAAGGAAAAAGAACCGUAGAGGAAGUAAGAGAAGUUUGAAGAAAAGCUGUGAUUUGGACGGGGAUAAUUUUGGGCCCACUGAAGGCUCAGAACUCGAGUGCUCCUGUGGUCAGAACACAUAUCAACUGUUAGCCGCAAACCACAAUGAAAAUGAAAUAGUGGAGGAUCUUUGCCAGCAAAUUAGUCGAAAAAGUAGUGGUUGCAAAAAGUGUGUUGCUUAUGGUAGAGUUAGUGUACAGCUAAACCCAAAGCAUUCAGAUGUUGAGGAAAAUCUGUUUGAGCUGAUAACUGAGUUUCUCAAUAAACAGCUUACUAGUGGGAAGUAUAUCGAUGAGUAUGGGAAUAUUCCAUGCUCCACAGAUGUCAAGAUGCUCCAAUUUUUGACUUCGGCCGAAUUUUCACUUUUAGAUCUUCUACAAGAUCCAAACAAGACAGUAAUGCAGUAUAUUCAGAGGUUGCAAGAUUCUCAUCUGGACUCACUUAAGGAAUUGAACUCAUUGCGAGAGGAAGAUGCAUUGAGCCAGUACGAAGACUCUCUUCAUCAUGAAGAACUCAGCAAGUUCGGAAGAAGAGCCAAGUCUCAGGAAGGGAAGUCUUUGAAUAGGAAUGAGAAAUCUCCACUUUCUAACACGAUUGUUAUCUUGAAGCCUGGGAUGACAGAUCCACUGCAGCUCAAAAGGGGGUGCAACCCACGCUUAUCACCUCAAAUACUGUACACCGCUAAGAGGCAGAGCACAAGAGCAAGUGCCCACUAUUUCAUUAGUGAUAUCAAGAGGAAGUUGAAAAAUAUGGUUGUGAAGGAGCAUCGGGGAAUUACUGUAGAUGGUCCCAAGAAACGGCACCAAAAGGGGCAGCAAAUCUUAGGAAGUGUUGGGGAAAAUGUAGGAAAAUGUUCUGCAAGUAAAGAUCACCUCUAUGUUGAGCUUGCAGGAAUCAAGAGAGAAAAGAGCGAAGAUAAACCAGGAGAUAUUCGAAUGACGACUAAAAGUGAAGCUGCUGAUAACCACCAGCAUAGGUUAUCAAACAUUUAUGUUGAGGCCAAGAAGCAUCUCUUCGAGAUGCUCAACCAUGGGGAUGCAGAUGCAGUUUCUUUGAGCAGACAGUAUCCAGAAACCCUAGGGAGGAUUCUCUCCAAUCCCGAGUUAAACUGUUUUCCGAUAGGUCCUCGAAGGGAUUCAAAGCAUGGCAUCCUAAACCAUCUGCACAGUUCGACACAGAGAACUACGGAGUCAUGCAUUUCCAAGAGUUUCACUAGAGGUGUUCAAACUCUGGAGACUGACCUAAAUAUCUCAGAGAUUGUUCUUUCAAGUGAUAAAGUAAAAACCACCGAUGCCGCUACCAGAGAGGAGAUAAUUUCUGAAGAUAUUUGUGGAGCUACUAGACUGGAAAUCCAGGGAGACUGUGACAUCUUUUGUCCUCCUUCAGACCCAGUCAAAUCACCCAGCAUGUCAGUUGAGUCUAUACCUGAAGAUGAAUGUUCCAAACCCGUGAAAAAGAAAUAUUAUGGGAUGGAGCAGCAGCCACUGUCUUUGUUUUCAUCUCCUCCAAGUGCUUUAACUAUAAAAAAAGUUGAAGAUCUGGAACUUGUCAUUGAUAGAUCGGACCGACCUAGUCCCGUAUCUGUUCUGGAGCCACCAUUCACAGAGUAUGACAUUAGUCCUGCAAGUCCUGCUCCUGUUGAGCUCUCAACAGAGUCUCUACUAGUUGAAUUUGAAGAUGACUUCUCAACCACAGAUAAGGAGAUCUAUUUAAGAAACUUUGAGGUGGAAAAGGAACUAGUUUUCGAAUAUAUAAAGAAAGUACUGGAAGCCUCUAACCUCAACUGUGAUGAUCUCUACUUGAAGUCACAAUCUUCCGACCGUUUAAUUGAACCGUCAGUCUUGGAUAAGGUUGAUUUCUUUGGUGACCACCUUCAUUGUGAUCAGAAGCUUCUCUUCGAUUGCAUCAAUGAGGUUCUCUUGGAGGUUUUUGAGUACUACAACAGUUGCUAUCCCUCCUUCUCUUUUGUGAAACGGAGAAUCAGGCGAAUCCCGGCCAUGAAAUAUGCAGUCCUUGAAGUAUGCAGAGGAGUUCAUUGGCAUCUCCUCCCUCUUCCUCUGCCGCGAUCUUUGGAACAGAUCAUCCAAAAGGACAUGAGUAGAACGGGAACAUGGAUGGACCUGCGCUUCGACACCGAAAAUAUUGGCGUCGAAGUGAGUGAAGCUAUUAUCGCAGAAUUGAUGGACGAGAUCAUGUCAAGCUGUGUAAAUGAGAGUGUUCAAAGAGCAAAUGCCCUCCAGUUGGUGCUGGGCCAUAUGACUAUGGAAGCCUGACCCCACUUUCUCAUAACAAAUAUGAUCAGAUGGCGUUCGUUCUGUUGUGUCCUUCCCAAGAAAGAAGGCUGACUGGUUGCAAUGGCGACUGCAUUCCCGCUAACGCGACAUUUGGUCACGUUCCUACCUACCGACCUUUGCACAUGAGGCAUUUUUACGGUGUUGUUUGAGGCCAAUAGGGUAUUUUUCUGUUGUACAGCUUGUCCAUAUGACUGUUUUCUGCUGCCGCCUUACCUGCUCUUUCCGUUCUACUCUGGUCAAUCUGGAGUCCUCCAGAUUUUAGACCCUGUAGCUGUAAAUAUCAAAGGAAACAGCAGGAGUUGCCGAAUAACAAAAAUGCUAGUGCAAGUUGUUAAUCUU